This is a messenger RNA of Rosa rugosa (rugosa rose), 2466 nucleotides long. RefSeq lists its product as uncharacterized. Gene Ontology annotation, molecular function: ATP binding; ADP binding; phosphoglycerate kinase activity. Lineage: Eukaryota; Viridiplantae; Streptophyta; Magnoliopsida; Rosales; Rosaceae. The transcript is spliced from 13 exons. Gene Ontology annotation, cellular component: cytosol. The record is from RefSeq and is a predicted model, not a curated record. Bases 31 to 1959 code for a protein of 642 amino acids. Gene Ontology annotation, biological process: gluconeogenesis; glycolytic process; tRNA modification.
GCUCUGCUGGGCUCUCAUACUUUGCUUUACAUGGGUCUACUUGUGAAUCUUCUUCACCUUCCUGCAUUUUCACCCAUUGCUUAUAAACCUCACAGUGUUGAAUAUCCCAAAGCAAAUGUAACAAUUAAAUGUAAGGCCUAUGGAGGAGAAUUGGAUGCUUUGCCUCACUUACAAACUCUUGGAAAAUUUCCAAGGGAGGAGCUUGUUGAAAAAGUUGUCCUGGUCAGAUUUGACCCUACCCUUUUGCUUCAGGAACAAGUACAAGAACAAAGAUUUCAAUGCAAUGCUGUUUUGACCAUUAAGUAUUUACACCAGUCCGGGGCUAAAGUAGUUCUUGUUAGUGACUGGAGUGCUAAAACUAAUCCUAAAGUGUUUGCUGCACAGUCUGUUGCAGGUUUCUUGUCAUCAAUUCUUGACUACAAAGUUGUUCCGGUACAAUGCAUUUCUCAUAACACGGUAUCAAAGACAGAAGGCUUUGAAAAAGCAGAUAUUCUUCUCCUUGAGAAUCUUUCUGAUUUUAGAGGGGAAGUUGCCAAUUGUUCAAAAUUUGCUCAAGUUUUGUCAUCGGGAGUUGAUAUCUUUGUUAAUGACUACUUUUCCCGGUCUCAUAAGAUUCUUGCAUCGACCUGUGGAGUUGCUCGUUUCUGUUAUGCUUGUUUAGCUGGUUUUCACUUUGAGGAGUGUCUAUAUCGCCUCAGAAGGCUUGCAGAAACCAGUACAAAACCUUAUGUAGCAAUUGUUGGAGGCGGUAAUAUUUCUAAUAAAGCUGCUGCUGUGCAUACCUUAGCUUCUCUAUGCGAUGGGUUAGUGUUUGUUGGAAUGAUGUCAUUCCAAAUAAUGCAUGCAUUAGGGCUAUCUGUUCCCAUGGAUUUGGUGGAACAUGGAGCACUUAAAGAAGCUUUGGAUAUAGUCCAGUUUGCACACAAUAGAAAUGUACAGAUCCUAUAUCCAAAAGACUUUUGGUGCAAGAACGAUCGUCAUCCGAAGCAAUUGGAAUUAUAUCCUGCACGUGCUAUUCCGGAUGGGUGGGUACCUGUUGAUAUUGGGCCUGUAUCGUUAGAUGGAAUAAACUCCAUUCUCACUAAAUGCAAGAAAGUUACCUGGAUUGGUCCAGUGAAAUUUCAUAAGAACAGCGGCAAAAAAGGAGCUUCUAAAGUGGCGCAAUUGCUUAAUCAACUAAGUCAAGGCAACAGCAACAUAACUGUCAUUGGCAAUAUGGCAUGUCAAGCAAUGGUGAAGGAAUCAAAUUCCAUCUUUCACUUCAAUAUGUUAGAGAAUGCUUCAGUUGUAUGGGAGUUUCUCAAAGGAAGAAAACUUCCAGGCAUCAUGGCUUUAGAUAGAGCAUUCCCUUUUGAUAUUGACUGGAAGGCAGCCUUUUCAGAUCCUGCUCAACCUUUGGUAGUUGAUAUUGGAAGUGGUAAUGGAAUGUUUCUUUUCGGGAUGGCUAAUACAAGGAAGGAUUUGAAUUUUCUUGGUUUGGAGAUUAAUAAAAAGCUGGUAAAACGUUGCCUGGAUUCCAGUCAUCAGUGUGGUAUAAGAAAUGGGUACUUCAUCGCAACAAAUGCAACAUCAACAUUCCGCUCCAUAGUUUCUAGUUACCCCGGAAAGCUAGUACUUGUGUCAAUACAGUGUCCAAAUCCUGAUUUCAACGAACCAGAACAUCGAUGGAGAAUGCUGCAAAGGUCAUUAGUCGAAGCAGUUGCUGAUCUCCUUACAGUUGAUGGAAAGGUGUUUCUGCAAUCUGAUAUAGAGGUUGUCUCUGUGAGAAUGAAGGAACAGUUUCUGAGAUAUGGCAAGGGCAAACUUACUAUUGUGCAUGAGCAAAGUUAUGCCAUAAAUUAUGAAGGGUGGCUCAAGGACAAUCCAUUCGGAGUUCGGUCAGAUUGGGAACAACAUGUCUUAGAUCGUGGGGCCCCUAUGUACAGAUUAAUGCUUUGCAAAUCAGCCUCUAGUGAAUGAAGUUGCUGCAGCAGCCAAUGGAUGAAGCUGGCUGCACCUUAUACCACUAGAACUAGAUGGAUAUAUCUUCUCAAGUCAAUGUGGUCCAGGAUCCUUUCUUGGUGGCAUCGAUUAGUUUCUCCAAGCAAUGUUGUCUUUUAAUGGUAAUGGAUGGUUCAAGAGCUUUCAAAGUAAGAGAAAUGAUGGUGGGAUGAAUGGAAGCUAUUGGUGAAGUAGAUGCUGUUUCAAUAGAACAAGGACUGAAUAUGUUUGAGAAUACUACCACAUGAUUAAAGUCGAACCCCCGUGUCUGUAUGGCAAAGGAAGCAGCUACAAGCUCCAUAGCUAUCUCAAGUUACUAUCUGUAUCGUUUGAUCAUUUUGAUUAUCAUUAUGAUUGUUGUAACUUGUCCAUAACAAUUUUGGAUGCGUAUAAUGUAAAUCCCUGGGUUUCAGAACAAUGUGAUUCUUUUUUCAUUAGUCCACUCCUUCAGUUCCUACUGUCAUGAAAUCCCUUUGAAAUUGAAUG